Messenger RNA from Arachis ipaensis, 795 nucleotides. Lineage: Eukaryota; Viridiplantae; Streptophyta; Magnoliopsida; Fabales; Fabaceae. The record is from RefSeq and is a predicted model, not a curated record.
AUGAGUUUGAAUGCAUUUGCAAAUUUGUGUGAAUUGCUACAAGUUCAAGGUGGGUUAGACGAAGAUGGUCAUGUUGGCAUAGGCGAGCAAGUAGCAACUUUCAUGAUCAUAUUAGCUCAUCAUACCAAAAAUCGCAGCGUACAAGUUAGGUUUUAUAGGUCUGUUGAAACUAUUAGUAGGUAUUUUCAUAAGGUAUUAGGUUCGGUUUUGCGUGUCCAACGUGUGUUAUUUGCAAAGGCAGACCCUGUACCAGAGGAUUGUAUAGAUCCUAGAUGGAAAUGGUUUAAGGGUUAUCUAGGAGCAUUAGAUGACACUUACAUAGAUGUCACAGUCCCAAGGGUGAUAAAUCUAGGGUCUUAUUAUUUAGUGGACGCUGGCUAUACCAAUGGUAGAGAAUUUUUAUCUCCUUAUAGAAAUGUCAGGUAUCAUGUGAAUGAGUGGGCUCAAGGUCACCGUGCACCACAAAAUCGUCUAGAGUUAUUUAAUAAGAAGCACUCUUCGGCUAGAAAUGUGAUUGAGUGGUGCUUCGGGUUGCUUAAGAAGAGAUGGGCAAUUCUACAAAACCUCUCAUUCUAUCCAAUUAGAAUUCAAAGCUACAUUAUUAUUGCGUGUUGUUUGUUACAAAAUUUUAUUCGGAUGAACAUGGAUGUUUAUCCCGAGGAAGAUGCAACUGUUUUACCAGAGCAUAUACUCGUAGGAGAUGACACAAUUGUUGAUGAAGCCGACAUAAUUGAUGUUGUGGAAAGUAGCCAUGAGUGGACUCAAUGGCGUGAGGACUUAGCAACUGAAAUGUGA